Messenger RNA from Telopea speciosissima, 705 nucleotides. RefSeq names its product disease resistance protein L6-like. Gene Ontology annotation, molecular function: ADP binding. Gene Ontology annotation, biological process: defense response. Bases 224 to 688 code for a protein of 154 amino acids. NCBI's taxonomy places the organism in Eukaryota, Viridiplantae, Streptophyta, Magnoliopsida, Proteales, Proteaceae. The transcript has a single exon. The record is from RefSeq and is a predicted model, not a curated record.
GCAAAAUUCAACUUCCCUAAUGAAGGUAGAGGAAUUAAAAUGAUCAAAGAAAGACUUCACGGUAAGAAAGUUCUUAUUGUUCUUGAUGAUGUAAUAAUCUCAAUUAGAUGCAUUAGUCGGGGAAUGUGAUUGGGUUGGUUUGGGAAGUAGGAUUAUAAUCACAACGAGAGAUGAGAGUAUCUUUGUUCAUCAUGAAGUGGAUGGGAAAUAUGAGCCCCCUGAAAUGGAUCCAAAUCAAUCUCUUCAACUAUUUUCCAGGUGUGCCUUCAAAAAGGACCAACCACCAGAGGAGUAUCUAGAUCUCUCAAAAGACAUAGUUAAGAAAACUGGAGGGCUUCCCUUGGCUCUUAAGGUUAUAGGUUCAUCUUUAUUGGGCAUGGAAAAAUCAGUAUGGCAAGAAACACUGGAGAUGUUGCAUAAUCAUUCCCAUGAUGAUGAAGUUUUGGAAAAGUUGAAAAUAAGUUAUGAUGGGUUAAAGGAUUUUGAGAAAGAAAUAUUUCUUGAUAUCGCAUGCUUUUUCAAUGGAAUGGAUAAAAAUAUUGCAUGUUUGAUAUGGACACAACGUAAGUUUUACCCUAACGAAGGAAUUAAGGUUCUCUGCCAAAGGUUUUUGGUGAAGAUUGGUGAAAAUAAUGAACUAAAGAUGCAUGAUCUACUUAAAGAUCUUGGAAAGGAAAUCAUUCGUUGAGAAAACCUCAAGGUUCC